Moneuplotes crassus is the source of this 1788-nucleotide messenger RNA. The record is from the annotation of a GenBank genome assembly. NCBI's taxonomy places the organism in Eukaryota, Ciliophora, Spirotrichea, Euplotida, Euplotidae.
AUGAUUUAUUUUGAAGAAAGAGACUCAAGGACCUGGACUUCAAAUGCAACCAAAGAUGUUGGUCCUGGUACUUAUAAUAAUUCAGUAGUUGGAGCUAAGGAAUGUCAUAAUCAUGGAGCAGUACCUUUCGGAGUCUGAGGAGAGAGGUUCAAAAGCGAAUUAGCUAUGAAAUUUGAGGCUUUACCUGGACCAGGACAUUACAAAGAAUUUCAAAUUCCAAAGAAGAAGCAGAGUGUCUCUUAUAUUAGUUCUACCAGUCGCCAGAGUAAUGCACGAUCAAGGCCAAGCAUGUUCAAACCUGAUAUUGAUGAACUUUCAAUUGCAAGCACUGUUGAUAAUUCAAAAUUAAGGCUAUUCUCUAGUGAUAGAGCUAGUAAAAAUAAUGAAAAAGGAAAGAGCAAGAAAUUUACUAGGACAAGGAAUAAGUCUACCUUAUCACACUCAAAAACAGUGAAUUCAAUUCCGUUCAAAAGAGACAAUGAUAAUAUUAAUAGUGUUGGGCCAGGCUAUUAUGAGCCAAAUGUUUCAGCUAUUCAUAAGAAAGCUCCUUUUACCAAAAUAAUGAAGAAUACUUUGCUUAAUAAACAAGGGAACAUGAAUUAUGUUCAAAGAAUUGUUAAAACAGUCAGUAAACCAAAGAAAGCAACUAUUCAUGAAAAGAUAUCCACUCAUAAAUUGAACAACCAGAAUGCUGUAUUUGCUUCGAGGACCGCCAGGAGCCCUCAAGUUAAUCAAACACCAGGUCCAGGAAUGUAUGAGACUGGAUAUGAUCAUGCGUACAUCAAAAACAAUCCAGAAGGGUUUGGAAGUACUACUGAAAGACAGUAUUUGAUCAAUAGAAAUGUUAUCAAAUCUCCUUUCUCAGACCCUACUUGAGUUACCAAUCCAGGUGUUGGCACCUAUGACAAGAAGAGCAGGUUAAAGAAGGAACCAUCCAAGAGCAAGAGUAAAAAGAUGCAGGAAAACCUGAAUCAGAACAGAGCUACAAUCCUUGCGAAUGCAAAAAUUCUGAACAAAGGAGGCACUAUUAAUGAACCACAGAAGAGCAAGGUUGAUCCACCUGGUCCAGGACAGUACGAUUGAGGGUUUAAUGAAGAACUUAAGAUUUUGGACCAUAAGCUAUCUGCAAGAUACAGGAAGGUUCCAUUCGGAACAUCUAGUAAUAGAUUCAAGCUGAAAGAAUAUGAAGAUAAUAUUAAGAAGAAUCGAGAAAUUGCUAAGAGAAAUGCAGAUAUGAGCUCAACAAGCGAUAUGAACGAAUCUCUCCUUCAAAUUAAAAAGCAAAGGAACAAGAUGGUCAAUGAGAGGAUGAAGGAAAUCGAUGAGUCAAGGCCUUCCCAUAUGUUUAAAUCCCAAACCACAAGGUUAGAGAAUGACCAUAAAAGCCAUUACCAAACUCAAAGAAAAUUUGAAGCAGAAGUAUACCAUAAUAACGUUCUAAUCACAGAAGGAAAUAGAAGGGAAAAGAGAGAAAACAACAAUUAUGUUCUCUUGAAAAAGCCGGUCGAAUACGCAGGACAAAAAGUUGGCUUCGACGUCCUUUCACCUCGGUUUGGCAGAUCAACUAACUCCUUCGCUCCUGGCCCUGGAGAGUACACUAGAAAUGAGUUAGACAGUAGGGAGAAUUCUAAAAGACCCGUUGGGAAUCCUAAAAUUCUUGGAGAUGUACCACGUCUCGAGGGUGUAAAGAGCCUAGGACACUUAGACACCCCUCAUUGUUAUGAAGGCCACUCUACAAUGGUGAAGAAGUCAUUCAACAAGUUAUUAGCCGCUAGAGAUCUCACUUAA